Molecule: messenger RNA, 711 nt
Organism: Aspergillus calidoustus
Lineage: Eukaryota; Fungi; Ascomycota; Eurotiomycetes; Eurotiales; Aspergillaceae
Source: the annotation of a GenBank genome assembly
AUGAAGGAUCUUGUCAUCGUCCCGCUCAACAAGGGGCAGGUUCUGCAAGCAGGGAAGUACUGUGAGGAACACAGUGUUCCGUUACCGCCAGUGGUGAGAGAGCAACUUCGGAUCACGGAGGAGCUCUCGGACGAGGAGAGCAUCAUGGCUACUUCCGCCUCCCAGUGCGCCUGGCUGAUGAGCUUGACGCAAGUUUUGAAGCCUGCCCGAGUGCUUGAGCUGGGCACCUUCACUGGCGUUGGCGCUCUUGCGUUCCACGAAGCCACGAAGCACACCAACGCGGAGAUUGUGACUGUCGACGUGUCGGAGAAGUAUCUGAAAAUUGCGGAAGACGCCUUCAAGCGACACCGGGCCACAAAUCGGAUUCGUGUUAUCAAGGGGAAUUGUCUCAAUGUCCUUCACACAUUAGAAGGUCAUUUUGAUCUCAUCUACGUGGACGCCGAGGAGGAUGAGUACGAAGCGUACACGCGGUUGAUCCUCGACCACAAGCUCUUGUCUCCGCGGGGAGUCCUCAUUAUCGAUGACACUCUUCUGGAAGGGCUGGUGUUUGACCGCUCUAUUUCGAAGAACUUCCCCGAACAAAUCCAGGAGCCCUACCUGGCGAUUGCCGACAGGAUGAAUCGGUUCAACAGGUUUGUUGCGUCAGACCCUCGCAUCACCGCAACUUUGAUCCCAGCUUUCAAUGGUGUUACACAGAUCAUGUGGAAGUAG